AUGUUUCAUUAUAGUAAAUAUGGUCAUUUCUACGCUUACGCAACUAGUCAAGGCAUACAAGUGUUUGAUUCCUCCUCGUUAGAUCAAAUUUGUACGAUCGAAAGAUCCAACGUGAUUGAUUUUUGGUUUUCCCCUCAAGGCAGUUAUAUUGCCACUUGGGAACGACCCUCCAAACUUGAAAAUGGUGCAGCUGCCAAUAACUUGCUUAUUUGGGAUGCAAAAACCGGUACAGAAGUAGCCGCCUUUGUGCAAAAAGCACAAAGUAACUCAUACUUCCAAUGGACAGAUGAUGAAAAGUACUGUGCCCGCAUGGUAACAAAUGAAGUGCAAUUUUGGGAGAGCAAGAAUAUGGGAAAAUCUGUUUGGGCAAGACUUCAACUUGAGGGUAUUUCUCAAUUCUCCUUGAGUCCUGGUAAAGCUCCUGCCAUUGCUGCAUUUAUCCCAGAAAAAAAUGGUGCACCUGCCAUUAUCCGUAUGUACAGUGUUCCUAAUUUCAAGACUGCUAUUUCCAAUAAGACAUUUUAUAAGGCUGAUAAUGUUGCAUUGCAUUGGAAUGAUUUGGGCACCAAUUUACUUGUAUUAACAAUGACAGACGUUGAUAAGUCUAACAAAUCUUACUAUGGUGAAACAAAUUUAUACUACCUUGCUGUUGCUGGUAAUUUUGAUUGUCGUGUUCCUCUUGACAAAGAAGGUCCUAUUCAUGAUGUCACUUGGGCACCUGAUUCCAAAGAAUUCAUCGUAGUCUACGGUUCCAUGCCUGCCAAAACUACUUUGUUCGAUCACCGCGCCUCACCUGUGUUUGAUUUCGGCAUCAAUCCUCGUAACUUUGUUCGUUUCAAUCCUCAGGGUCGUACCAUCUGUAUUGCCGGCUUUGGUAAUUUGAAUGGUACCGUCGAUCUUUGGGAUAGAAAGACUUUAAAGAAGAUCAAUACCAUUGCCGCUUCCAAUUCUUCGCAUUGUGAAUGGUCACCUUGUGGUCGCUUCCUCUUAACAGCUACCUUAACGCCUCGUCUUCGAGUUGAUAACGGUUUCAAGUUAUGGCAUCACUCAGGUACACUUGUGUAUGAGGAAGCUAUUGAUGAAUUAUACCAAAUUGGUUUCCGUCCUGAGCCUGCAUCUCGUUAUCCUAUGCGUGCUAUUUCUCCACCUCCCAACCCUAUCAAGGUACUUCCUUCUAAGGGCACUGGUGCCAAAGCGUCGGCCCAACCUGCAGGUGCUUAUAGACCUCCUCAUCUUAGAGGUUCUGCUACUCCUACAUCGCUUUCUGAUAGAGCCGCUGCAUUAGAAGGUAUUGGUAGAGGACCCAAUACACAACGUAGAGUAGUAGGUGCAAAGAAAACUGGUGGUAAUAAUAAUAAUAACAAUGGUAAUGCAAGACAAUCCACCAAACAACCUCAACAACAAGGGCAAUCUCAGUCUACUAUAAGUGAUGAAGAAAAACAGAAGAAAAUUCGUAACUUGGAGAAGAAGUUGAGACAGAUACGAGAACUGAAAGAAAAGAUGAGCAAAGGAGAAGAAUUAGCACCCGCACAGCAACAAAAAGUAGCAACUGAAGUGUCUAUUAUGAGAGAGCUUGCAAAUCUUCGCUUGUAA
Molecule: messenger RNA, 1593 nt
Organism: Mycotypha africana
Lineage: Eukaryota; Fungi; Mucoromycota; Mucoromycetes; Mucorales; Mycotyphaceae
Product: eukaryotic translation initiation factor eIF2A-domain-containing protein
Exons: 6
Coding region: 1-1593 (530 amino acids)
Biological process (GO): translational initiation
Cellular component (GO): cytosolic small ribosomal subunit
Molecular function (GO): ribosome binding; tRNA binding; mRNA binding
Source: RefSeq, a predicted model, not a curated record